AUUGCAAAAAAACAUCAGAGAGAGCGAUGGCGAUGGCGAUUGACGACCGUUUCUAAUUUCUGCGAUGUGUGUUUUCAAUGAGGGAGGACGGAGAGAGGGUCUUUCGUGUCUUCCGGUGGGUUAUUGGCCUUGGCGAUGGACCGGAAGUCCAUCUCCAGGGGGAUGCGAUUUUGUUUCUCCAAGGAGAGAUUGGGCAGUAUCGGGUGUUAUCUAGUGGUUUCGAUCUGAUUCGAUGGGAAACGAUCUGGGGGUUAGGAGAAUCCGAUUUACAAUCCUGGAGUUAUCUGUUGGACUCUACUCUAUGUAUUGGGAUUUUUUUGGUGUACGAUUUUCAUUCCUCACGGAGGAUAUCAAGCUCUUUUCUAUUGUUUCGGCUUCUGUGUUCUUUGUGCACUAUGGCUCAACUGGCACUUAACAAAGGGAAAGCAUCUUUACUACGCACUGAAACAGUAAAUGUCUCUAACACUGUUCUGGCUCAAAGGAUUCAGCAAUUCUCUAGGACUCUUAUUGGGAGAUUGAUGAAUCCUUCGAUCCAAAGGAUGGAGUCUUUAGUUGCCAAUCUACCCAAGAUAUGGAAGUUGGAGGAUAGAGUGGUGGGACCAAACUUGGGUCAAGGCAUUUUUCAGUUUAACUUUGAGGAUGAAGCUGAUCUUCAAGCAGUUUUGCAGAAUGGGCCUUAUCACUUUGAUGGUUGGAUGAUCUCCUUGGUUAAGUGGGAGCCGAUUAUCUCUUCUACUUAUCCCUCAGCUAUCAAUUUUUGGGUGAAGGUUGGUGGGAUACCUUUGCAUCUUUGGGAGACGGCAACGUUGCAAGCUAUUGGUAAGAAGAUUGGUACUCUUCGUGAGAUUGAUGGGAGCAUCUGUGUCACGGUUAAUGGCUUCAAUCCACUCCUGUUCCAGUUGGUGGUGCCUUUUGAUACGGGCGAUGAGGUUGUUGUUUCUCUGGAUUAUGAGAAACUCACGGGUUUCUGUGAUCAUUGCUCUCGUCUAACUCAUGAGGUGAGGGUGUGUCCAGAGCUACACAAAGUGAUGGGUGCUCAUGGUGGGGAAAUUGUGACUGAUAAGCGGGGAGGUCAGCGACAUCAAUCUGUGGCUAAACAAUGGUCAGCUCAUAGUGAUGGUGGCUGGGAGAAGCCGAGGAAAUUCGCGAUGUAGUGCUGGUGAUUUCGGUGGUUACAGUUCUCGUCAGCUGGAGAUGUAUCCAGCUCCGGCAUGGGGUCAAAGGAGACAGUUGGGUGGGGAGUCUAGUGAAUCCGGCGGUCAGAGAGGGCUUCAGUCUGUUGGUGGGGACAUUCUCGGUUAUGGAGCCUCCUUUCAUCUUAAUAGAAAGGGUGGUGGUCCGGUGUGGCCGAAGCCGUUGUAUAAGGCGAAGAAUUCUAGUAGUGAGAGGAGGGUUAAGGAUAUUGACUAUGAGGCUUCGGUGGCAGUAAAAGUGAGUGGUUCUGAUGUGGAUAUGGAGGCUUCUCAACAUCCAGGGGAUGAUACGACUUUAGUGGUUUCAGAGUUUGAGGAAGAAACAGAUGAUUUGUUGGAGGACGGUGAAUAUCCAGAUGGUGAUCCCAUGGUGAAUGGGGAUUCUGAGUCGAGUAAGGGAGAUGAUACUAUAGCGUCACAUAGUGAUGCAAUUAAUAAUUUGCAAGGUACUUCUUCUUCUCUCCCUUUGAAUUGGUUAUGGGCGCCGUUAGUACCGCAUUGGGUGAUGUUAAUUUAGAGAAAAAAGGUGUCCCAGCAAAGAAAGGUGUUAGAAACUCUAGGAGAAUUGCAUUGCCUUUGGCUUCUCCUGGGAAUCGUUUAAUUGCUAAGGUAAUGUCUAAAACUGCAGGUGAUGGUAACAAACAAAAGGUGAUGGGAAUACAGGGGAAUAACUCUACGGGCGGUAAACCUUCGGGAGGUGGCCGCCAAGUUAAGAGAGGGAUGGUGGCUCUCCCGAAACCACCGGCUCAAACGUGAAGGUUCUAAGCUGGAACUGUCAGGGCAUAGGGGCGGACCUGACAGAGGAGUAUUUGGGAGAUUUAUUGAAGAAAUAUCGUCCAGACAUUUUAUUUUUAUCAGAAACAAAAAAAUGUUUUUCUUAUUUACAGAAAUUUCAAAAUAAGUUUGGUUAUAAUAAAUUGUAUACCGUUGAACCUUGUGGGUCCAGUGGUGGUUUAGCUUUAUUUUUUAUGGAUGAAAUAAAACUAUCAGUUCUUUAUGAGAGCGAUCGUAUUAUUGAUACUCAAGCAUUCAUUGGGAAACAAAUAAUUUUUCUAUUUUUUGUUUAUGGUGAUCCUGUACCCCAACGUCGACAGCAAGUAUGGGAUAAUUUAGUGGAUAUUGGAUCUUUUCGUAUUGACUCUUGGUUUAUGAUCGGGGAUUUUAAUGAUCUUGUGGGGAAUCAUGAGAAAAAUGGUGGUGCUCUACGACCUUUGUCCUCUUUUGUGCCUUUUAAUACAAUGGUUCAGCACUAUGGUAUGUUAGAAUUCCCUUGUUAUGGUGAACCAUUAUCAUGGAGAGGUGAUCGGUGUAAUAACCAGGUGGUUCGUUGUCGUUUAGAUCGUGCGCUAGGCAAUGAGGAUUGUCAUUGCUUCUUCCCACGCUCACAGGUCAAAUAUUUGGAGAUAAUUGGCUCUGAUCACUCUCCCAUUUUAGCUAUGUUUCUGAAAACAAUUUUAAAACGGAAUGGGCAGUUUCGGUUUGAUAAACGUUGGCUAGGGAAAUAUAGAUUAACAAAGGUGGUCGAGUCAGGGUGGAACCGUACAAAUAAUUUCCGGAUACCGGUUUUCGUGGAUAAAUUAAGGGAUUGUAGGAACUCAAUUUCUUGGUGGCGUAAAAAUAAUAUUGUUCCUGGGCCUACGCUUAUUUCUUCAUUGAAGGCAGCUUUGCAGGAGGCGAAGAUGGAUGAUACAAUCUCGCAAGCGGAGAUACGAAGCAUUGAAGGUAAAUUAAAAGAGGUUUACCGUGAUGAGGAAUUGUACUGGCAGCAGAAAAGUAGGAAAUUUUGGUUACGAGUUGGCGAUAAAAAAACCAAUUUUUUCAUGCUUCUACUAAGCAGCGGCGGGUGAGGAACAAGAUAGUUGGUUUGUUUUGUCCUGAUAAUGGUUGGGAGGAAUCUUUGUAAGGGAUAGAAAAUAUCGCUUCUAACUAUUUCGUGGAUCUGUUUAAGAAAUCAGAUGUGCAGGGCAUCUCUGAUAUGCUUCAGGAGAUCUCUCCAAUCAUUACGGAUAGGAUGAAUAGGGACCUCAUCCGUGAGAUAUCUGAAUCGGAAGUUCGAAAAGCUCUGUUCGCCAUGCAUCCGGAAAAGACACCAGGACUAGAUGGAAUGACAGCUCUGUUUUUUCAACGAUUUUGGCCUUCAAUAAAAGGGGAUUUGGUGACCUUGGUUCGAGAUUUCUUUCGCACGGGUUGUUUUGAUCCACGCUUAAAUGAGACUAAUAUUUGUCUUAUCCCGAAAAUCGAGAGAC
This is a messenger RNA of Camelina sativa (false flax), 3439 nucleotides long. RefSeq lists its product as uncharacterized. The record is from RefSeq and is a predicted model, not a curated record. NCBI's taxonomy places the organism in Eukaryota, Viridiplantae, Streptophyta, Magnoliopsida, Brassicales, Brassicaceae.